UCGACUGAGAAGUUUUGUAUUUGUCACUUCAGCUCCGGUUCCAACUGUCGCGUAGUCCAAAUUAGGUAGCGACAACGACUAUGUUAUAAGAAGAUAUGGGCUACCCAGACGCUCACUGGAAGGACUUUGAAAGAUGACGGCUUGCCAGUGUAUUCGCUCACCACAAAAGAGGUCAUAAUGAGGGGCUGCCUUUCCCAGUACUCAGGUUUUUUUUUUUUUUUUUAUCCCAUUCUGAGGUCUGUGACAACUCUACUUGAAAAAUAUGGCAGUUUGAAGUAAAAGAAAAUGGUUUUAAAUGAAGUUGAUACCAUGGAGCAAGAAACAGUUCAGGUUAAGGAAGAUAGAUCAGAAUGGGAGUGUUCCCGCCUCCGCAUUAAGCAAGAGGAUUGUAAAUGGUGGACUUCAGAUGCACAAAUCAACGCUUUUGAGCAAGUAGCAGUGUGCAGUAAAGGACAAGGUUCUGAACAUGCAUUGGUCGGCGUUAACGUGAAAAAUGUUGAAACUGUAAAUAGAGUCAAAGAAGAUGAAGCUUCAGAAAACCACUCUAGUUUUGAGACGAGUCCAGCCGUGAAACACGAGGCAGAAGCAGAUUGGGAGUCCUUUCAGCUGGAAACGUAUUCUCCUUGCUGGCAUUCUGUCCAUGUGAAAACUGAAGAACCCAAGUGUGACGACAGCAUCGGCAAAGCAAGAUACAGUGGCGAGGAAGAGAAACAAGUCUCAUUAAAUGGUCCGGCAGAAAAGUGUUUACAAGAAAAUAGCAGCUUCUCUCAGCCAUCUGUUACUCGGGACUCUGAAAAUGACAAUGCAGCAUCUUUGCCAAGUAGCGCUAGACGUUCAGUUGACGCAGUUCCACAGAAGUCCAAGAGAACCUACAAAGGGGAGAAGCCAUAUCGCUGCUCGGAGUGUGGGAAACAGUUCUCACUCAGAAGGAGUCUUCAGGUACAUUUGAGGUUUCACAGUGGAGGGAAGCUGCCGUGUUGCUCUGAAUGUGGGAAACUCUUCUCACGCCCAAGUAAUCUCUUGAUGCAUAUGAGAAUACACACUGGAGAAAAGCCACACUGCUGUUCUGAAUGUGGAAAGCGAUUUUCACACCCAAGCAAUCUUCAGACCCACAUGAGAGUUCACACAGGAGAGAAGCCUCAUUGUUGCCCUGAAUGUGGCAAGCAGUUUUCACAAAUAAGUAGUCUUCAGAAACACAUACAAAUUCACACGGGGGAAAAACCACAUGGAUGUAGCGAAUGUGGUAGGCAGUUCUCACGCAUCAGCAUUCUUGAGACUCACAUGAGGAUUCACACAGGGGAAAAGCCACAUUACUGUACCGAAUGUGGGAAGCAAUUCUCACAAAAAAGUUACAUCCGGGCGCACAUGCGAUCUCACACUGGGGAGAAACCACACCGCUGUGCCGAGUGUGGCAAACGGUUUUCCUUCAUAAGCAGUCUCCAGGCGCACAUGAGAAUUCACACGGGGGAGAAGCCACAUGGCUGUCCGGAAUGUUCCAGACAAUUCACACAAUUGGGCAGCCUGCAGAGACACAAGAAAGUUCACGCUAAAAAGGGGCAGCAUUGCUGCUCUGAAUGUGGUAAACAAUUUCACCAACUCCGCCAUCUUGAAGCUCACAUGAAAAUUCACAUUGGCAAGAAGGAGAACUCCUUUUUGGCCAGGGUGAAGGGAGUAUCUGUCAUCAAACAAGAAGACAGCCGCAUAUAUGGAACACAAAUGGCCUUAAAUGAAGUGGAUGGUGUGGAGCAAAAAACGGUUCAGGUCAAAGAAGAUGAUGCUGAAUGGGAGUCCUCCUGUGGUACCCAAAAGGGCCUCUGCAUAAAGCAAGAGGAUUGUGAAUGGUGGGCUGCGGAUACUAAAGUCAACCGUCUUGAUCAAGAAGUCGUCUGUGUUAAAGGAGAGGAUUCUGAACAUGUGCCGGUCAACUUUAACCCUGAAACUUUAAACAGUCUUAAAGAAGAAGAAGAUUCAGAAAACCCUUCUGACUCAGAGACGAGUCCGGUUGUGAAACACGAGGCAGGAGCGGAUUGUGAGUCACCUCAGAUGAGGGCGCGUUCUCCGCAGUGGCGCUCUGUCCACGUCGAACCUGAAGAACGCGCGUGUGACGACAGCAGAAGGAAGGCAGGAUACAGCAGGGAAGAAGAGAAAGAAUUCUCAUCCAACAAUCGGGCAGAAAAGUCACUAGAGCUGAGGAGCCCUAAACCACUUGAACAGUUUCUGACGUUAUCUUCAUUGACACUGUUUACAUGUUUACAGGACAAUAAUAGCUUCUCCCAGUCAUCUGUUAGUCAGGAUUGUCAUUGUUCUGAAAACAAGACCACAGGAUCUCCGCUGAGCACCAAUAGACAUUCAAGUGUCACCUUUGCUUGGACGCCCAGAAGACCCCACAAGGGGGAGAAGCCAUAUCUCUGCCAGGAGUGUGGGAAACAGUUCUCCCACAGCAGGAGUCUCCAGAUACAUAGAAGACUUCACACAGGAGAGAAGCUCCCUUGUUGUGUUAAUUGUGGGAAACUCUUCUCCCAUCCAAGCAGUCUUUUGACACACAUGAGAAUACACACAGGAGAGAAACCACAUUGCUGUUCUGAUUGUGGUAAGCAGUUCUUCCAUGUUGGCAAUCUUCUAACUCACAGAAGAAUUCACACAGGGGAGAAACCUCAUUGCUGUUCUGAAUGUGGAAAGAGAUUCACACACCCCAGCAGUCUUCAGACACACAUGAGAAUUCACACAGGAGAGAAGCCACAUUGCUGUCCUGAAUGUGGCAAGCAGUUCUCCCAAAUCAGCAGUCUUCAGACGCACAAGAGAAUUCACACAGGAGAGAAGCCCCAUUCAUGCAGUGACUGUGGCAAACAAUUUUCACAAAUAAGCAAUCUUCAGACACACAUGAGAAUUCACACCGGGAUAAAACCACAUGGAUGUGCUGAAUGUGGCAAGCAGUUUUCACGUAUUAGCAGUCUGGAGAUGCAUAUGAGAAUUCACACUGGGGAGAAGCCCCAUUGCUGUACUGAAUGUGGGAAACAAUUCUCACAAAUAAGUAAUCUUCAGACACACAUGCGAACUCACACUGGGGAGAAGCCACACUGCUGUACCGAAUGUGGCAAACAGUUCUCUCGCAUAAGCAGCCUCCAGACACACAUGAGGAUUCACACAGGUGAGAAGCCACAUGGCUGUCCGGAAUGUUCCAAACAAUUCACACAAAUAGGCAGUCUGCAGAGACACAUGACAAUUCACACUGGGGAGAAGCCGCACUAUUGUUCAGAGUGUGGCAAACAGUUCUCAUGUGUGAGCAGCCUUCAGAGACACAAGAAAGUUCACAUUAAAAAGAAGCAGCAUUGCUGCUGUGAAUGCGGCAAACAGUUCUACCAACUCCGCCAUCUUGAAGCACACACCAAAAUUCACUUUGGACAGAAGGAGAACUGAAGCCUUAUUGAAUUGGAUUCAUUUAAAUAUACAUUGAAUUGAAUUAUUAAUGCAAUAGCUUUGAAUGUUCCAGAAUAGUUACAUAAAAACGACAAAACUCUUAAAUGGUAUUUCUGGUAUACAGCAUACUGCAAAAUGAAGAAUGGUGAAGGAUUAGGGGCUGGUGUAUAACACAAAAGGCUCCACUGGAAAUUUGACAACACCUUUCUUAAGCCUGAAAGACAAUGGUAUUGUGUUCAAGGAACAAGUAACCAAAAGCAAUCUGUUUUGAAUGAUGUGAAACAUACAUCUUCCUACAGGCAGAAAACAAGAAAGAGUUGUCAAGGAAAACAUUUAAAGGUUCCAUCAUGGAUCUGUCACUCUGCAGAACAGAUAAAAAAAUCGAAAAGAGGACAAAUAGUGACAGAGCAGGAGCACAGAAAUGGUUUGUCCAUCAGUUAGAAGGUUUGGAGACAUGUCAAGAAAGUAUAAAAUCAGACAAGUAAGCCGGACCACGGCCAUUUAAUACUUUAUAUGUUAAAAGGAGGAUUUUGAAAUCUUCCCUAAACUU
Molecule: messenger RNA, 3967 nt
Organism: Polypterus senegalus (gray bichir)
Lineage: Eukaryota; Metazoa; Chordata; Cladistia; Polypteriformes; Polypteridae
Product: zinc finger protein 160-like
Exons: 7
Coding region: 286-3417 (1043 amino acids)
Source: RefSeq, a predicted model, not a curated record